Messenger RNA from Acanthoscelides obtectus, 424 nucleotides. Lineage: Eukaryota; Metazoa; Arthropoda; Insecta; Coleoptera; Chrysomelidae. The record is from the annotation of a GenBank genome assembly.
GUGCACGUAUUUCCGUUUCCAUUGAAUGAAAACUAUCGUAAAAGAUGGCUUAAUGCAAUCCCUCGUAGUGAUUUGGUGGUUACAAAAAACACCCGAGUAUGCAAUUUGCACUUUGCUGAGGACAGCAUCAUUUGGGAAUCCACCUUCCAUGACUAAAAGUCAGGACAUAUCAAGCGGAAGAAGCCGAGAUGAGAAAUUGAGGGACAAGGAACAACUACUUAAAGCACUGCAAACCAGCAUUAAUGAUUAUUCCUCCUAUCAAAAAUCAACUUGUUUUCAAAAUUAUUCAGACUUUUAUAUAUAUAUAUAUAUAUAUAUAUAUAUAUGUAUAUACAGGGUGACUUCGAAGUUGAGUCAUUUAUUUUAACAGUGAGUAGAUCUGAUCAAAAGAAAUGUUUUUUUCCUUUACCAUUUUUCUGGUGAA